CUUUGACCUCUUAUAAUUUAUACCCGAAGGCCAAAACCCUUUUCACAAAACCCUAUGUUUUACAGUGACGACACAAAACAGCAGGAAAAUGGCUUGUCGUGGUUUCCUUUCCAGAUCUCUUAUGUCCACUGCGAGGGCAUCUGCCUUCCGCUCUUCUCCGCCACUCGCCGCCCGCCGCAUCCGUCCUCCCCCGUCAUCCGCCCCUCGCCGUUUCUCCUUCUCCAAUCCUAGGACCUUUGGGGAGCUGGGGUGCGUGCAGUCACUGAUACCUCUGCAUAAUAUGGCUGGAGUUAGGCUGACAUCUUACUUGGCAACCAAUGUUCGAGCCUGCUGUGAGCUGUCCCACGGAGGACUAGGGAAGAUGGGUGAUGUCAGCAGCACUCCCCGACACUCAAAUGCAGGGCCUGAUGCCAUAUUGUGGGUACUUGAAAGUAUGGGUGGACCAGCACACCAGGUGCUCGAAUAUCUGAGGUCUCUGCAUGUAGGUCUAUUCGACGGGAACAUCCUGUUUGGGCAGGAAAAAAUAAUAGUAGUGCGUUAUUAUGUUUUUCGUAUCUAAUUUACCUUCAUACUUAAUCUGUACAUGGAGUUUGAUUUGUGUUGAUCUUAUAUUCUUAUUAGUGGUUGAAGUUUAUGGAUUUCUGCAGCAUUCGAAUGUUAUUUGCUGCCAGACUUGAACAUCUCUUUCAUUAGAGAAUUGGGCAACUGAGGAUCCAGACACCUGAACCACCUUUUUCAUUAGAAUUGGACAACUGAGAAU
This is a messenger RNA of Olea europaea var. sylvestris, 760 nucleotides long. RefSeq lists its product as uncharacterized. Lineage: Eukaryota; Viridiplantae; Streptophyta; Magnoliopsida; Lamiales; Oleaceae. The record is from RefSeq and is a predicted model, not a curated record. The transcript has 4 exons. Bases 89 to 559 code for a protein of 156 amino acids.